This is a messenger RNA of Sphenostylis stenocarpa, 450 nucleotides long. The record is from the annotation of a GenBank genome assembly. Lineage: Eukaryota; Viridiplantae; Streptophyta; Magnoliopsida; Fabales; Fabaceae.
AUGAGCGCGGCGAAGGUAGUAGCGGCGACGAUCCGGCUCAGGGUUCCCGCCGGCGGGGCUCGGCCGGCGCCUCCGGUGGGUCCGGCGCUGGGUCAGUACCGGCUGAAUCUAAUGGCGUUCUGCAAGGACUUCAACGCGCGGACGCAGAAGUACAAGCCCGAAACUCCCAUGGCCGUAACGAUAACGGCGUACAAGGAUAACACGUUCGAGUUCACCGUCAAGUCGCCGUCGGUUUCGUGGUACCUGAAGAAAGCCGCCGGGGUGGAAUCUGGCAGCAGCCGCCCCGGUCACGUGACCGCGUCCACGCUCUCGGUUCGGCACGUGUUCGAAAUCGCGAAGGCGAAGCAAUCCGACCCGUACCUCCAGAACAUGCCGCUGGAAUCCAUUUCCAAGUCCAUUAUAGGAACUGCGAAUAGCAUGGGGAUUAAGAUCGUCAAGGACCUCGAUUGA